GCCGGUGCUGGUUGAUCGGAGGCACAGUGUGUUGCUGCCGGCUGGUAACUGACAGGCGAACAUGUCCUCGGACCCGUGUUCUUUCUCCUCCUUCACAAGGUGCGUCACCAGGCACCUGAACGUCUCCUUCCAUGUGGACUUCGUAAGACACGUGAUCCGGGGGACGGUGGCCCUCACCGUGGAGGCGCUGGAGGACCGCUUCUCCGCUCUGACUUUGGACACCAGAGACCUGAAAAUUGUCUCUGUGAAUGCUAAUGGCCAGACUGCCCAGUUUAACAUGGGAGCCAAACACAGCUUUAAAGGGACCCCGCUGGAGGUCACACUGCCCUUCGACCUCUCCAGGGGACAACACUUCAUUCUGGAGGUGACGUAUGAGACAUCACCGGGCGCAUCAGCGCUGCAGUGGCUCACCCCUGAGCAGACGGCUGGAAAGAAACACCCAUACCUGUUCAGUCAAUGCCAGGCUCAUCACUGCCGGAGCAUGAUCCCCUGUCAGGACAGUCCAUCUGUCAAGCACACCUACUAUGCUCAGGUGUCUGUCCCUAAAGACCUGGUGGCCGUGAUGAGCGCAGCCCGUGAUGGUCAAGAGGUCGACCCACAAGACCCCAGCCGCAUCAUCUAUCGUUUCAGACAGACGGUUCCAAUGCCGUCGUACCUGAUCGCCAUCGUGGUGGGAGACCUGGAGAGCAGGGAGAUCGGGCCGAGGUCUAGAGUUUGGUCAGAAAAGGAAUAUGUGGAUAAGGCAGCGUUUGAGUUCUCUGAGACAGAGACUAUGUUGAAGACUGCUGAGGAUCUGGCUGGACCCUACGUCUGGGGUCACUAUGACAUCCUGGUGCUGCCGCCAUCUUUCCCCUACGGAGGGAUGGAGAACCCCUGCCUGACCUUUGCCACGCCCACUCUGCUGGCUGGAGACAAGUCUCUGUCCAAUGUCAUCGCUCAUGAGAUCUCUCACAGUUGGACUGGGAAUCUGGUCACUAACAAAACCUGGGAGCACUUCUGGUUGAACGAGGGUCACACAGUUUACCUGGAGCGAAUGAUCGGCAGGCGUAUGGAAGGAGAACAGUUCCGGCAGUUUGAAGCCAUCGGGGGCUGGAAGAUGCUGCAAGACUCAGUCAACACGUUUGGUGCCAACAGUCCUCUGACCAACCUGGUGCCGAACCUGAAUGAAGUGGACCCGGAUGACGCCUUCUCCUCUGUCCCUUAUGAGAAAGGCUUUGCUCUCCUCUACCACCUGGAGGAGCUGAUGGGGGGUCCAGAGGUCUUCAUGGGGUUUGUUAAGUCCUACAUCCAGAUGUUUGCCUACAGCAGCGUGACCACUGAAGAGUGGAAGAAUUACCUCUUCACCUACUUCAAAGACAAGGUUGACAUCCUGAAGAAGGUGGACUGGAACGCCUGGAUGUUCACUCCUGGAAUGCCUCCAGUCAAGCCUGUGUACGACACCACAAUGGCAGAAGCUUGCAUUGCACUCAGUCAGAAAUGGCUCAAGGCGAAUGAGACAGAGCUGGACAGUUUCAGCAAGUCAGACUUCAAGUCUCUGUCGUCGCACCAGGCCAUUGAGUUCCUGUCUCUACUGGUGCAGGAGGAUCCUCUUCCAUUGAGUCACGUGAAGAAGAUGCAGGAGGUUUAUGACCUGAACUCCUAUAUGAACUCAGAGAUUCGCUUCAGGUGGCUCCGUCUCUGUGUGCGAUCCAAAUGGGAGGAGGCUGUUCCACUGGCGCUGAAAAUGGCGACCGAUCAGGGAAGGAUGAAGUUCACCAGACCCCUCUUUAGAGAGGUCUUCAACUUUGACAAGUUCAAGGAUGAAGCAGUCAGGACGUUUGUGGCUCACCGGCCGGCGAUGCACCCAGUCACAGCAGGACUGGUGGCCAAGGACCUGAAGGUGGACGUCCAACAGUCCACUAGUCUGUAGAGCAGAAGGCUUGUAACGCUCAACACACUUCAAUCACAGCUCAAGUUAUCUCAGGACCGGCACGCUAACAAACAUGAUUUUAUAAAGUAAUAAAAUCUUAAACUAAACCUUG
Molecule: messenger RNA, 2021 nt
Organism: Synchiropus splendidus (mandarinfish)
Lineage: Eukaryota; Metazoa; Chordata; Actinopteri; Syngnathiformes; Callionymidae
Gene: lta4h
Product: leukotriene A4 hydrolase
Exons: 19
Coding region: 62-1909 (615 amino acids)
Biological process (GO): leukotriene biosynthetic process; peptide catabolic process; proteolysis
Cellular component (GO): nucleus; cytosol
Molecular function (GO): zinc ion binding; epoxide hydrolase activity; aminopeptidase activity
Source: RefSeq, a predicted model, not a curated record